UGUGUCCUUUUGGAGCGGAUUCACUGUGCCGCAAGUAUUCAUCACAGUCGGCCCUUUCAGCCCGUAAUCCUCAUCCUCCAGAUCAUAUCAGAGUCUCCCUCUUGCUCCGGAGGAACUGUAUCUGAUCUACCUGGUUCAAGGAUUUCACUCGAUCACUGCCAACCUACUCGUGAGAAUCGAGACGUUAUGUCCUACACUCUGCCUCAUUAA
Messenger RNA from Protopolystoma xenopodis, 210 nucleotides. NCBI's taxonomy places the organism in Eukaryota, Metazoa, Platyhelminthes, Monogenea, Polystomatidea, Polystomatidae. The record is from the annotation of a GenBank genome assembly.